Messenger RNA from Ceraceosorus guamensis, 925 nucleotides. RefSeq lists its product as hypothetical. Gene Ontology annotation, cellular component: multivesicular body; ESCRT III complex. The transcript is spliced from 6 exons. Gene Ontology annotation, biological process: protein transport; endosome transport via multivesicular body sorting pathway; late endosome to vacuole transport. Lineage: Eukaryota; Fungi; Basidiomycota; Exobasidiomycetes; Ceraceosorales; Ceraceosoraceae. The coding region runs from base 193 to 819 and encodes 208 amino acids. The record is from RefSeq and is a predicted model, not a curated record.
AGACGCCAGCUUCAUUCAUUGCCCCAUCGUUCGAGCUUUCAGGACACUAGACUGGGCAAUCUUGAGCUCAAUCCUGCCUGCUCCAGCAUCGUUACGCACACCCCAAGAUUUUCUUUGGGGCCUGAUAGAGGAGUCUAAAGUUGCCGUCGAACUCAUUUGUGCUUGCCCCAGCUUGCGAGCUCUGAGAGAAUCAUGAGCGGGCUAGAGAAAUCGCUUUUCCAGCUGAAGUUCACAGCAAAGUCUUUGCAAAGGCAAUCUCGUAAAGCGACGAAGGACGAAGCGAGCGAGAAGGCCAAGUUGAAGAAGGCUCUCGCACAGGGCAACACUGAAGGUGCUAGGAUCUAUGCGUCGAAUGCCAUUCGUAAGAAGAAUGAGGGCUUGAACUUGUUGAGGCUGGCAAGCAGGAUCGACGCUGUAGCUAGCAGAGUGGAGACGGCGGUGACCAUGAGGCAGGUGACUGGCAGCAUGGCGUCAGUGGUAAAGGGUAUGGACAAGGCUAUGGAGUCAAUGAACCUUGAAAAGAUCUCUCUUGUGAUGGAGAAAUUUGAGCAGCAAUUCGAGGAUAUGGAUGUGCAGACUUCCUACAUGGAAGGCACUAUGGGCGCCAGUACGGCCCAGACUACGCCUCAAGAUCAGAUCGAUACCCUCUUGCAACAAGUGGCAGACGAGAAUGGGAUCGAGGUCAAUCAGCAGCUUGGCGAGGCCUCUUUGGAAGGCAAGGUUGGCCCGCUCAAGAGCGCUGAACCAACUCAGGCUGUCGCAGACGACGCCGAUGAUAGACUUGCCGAGAGACUCAGAGCUCUUCGACCUGCUACUUGAGACCAGAAUGAGACGCCUUCUCCAGCUCGUGCCUUGCAGCUCACACUUCACUGUCCAAGAUCAUUCCCAAGACUGCACAUGUCAGCAUACCUUCUGCGCCCAUUCG